Messenger RNA from Plectropomus leopardus (leopard coralgrouper), 1446 nucleotides. It is a transcript of the gene rassf10b, whose product is annotated as Ras association domain family member 10b. Gene Ontology annotation, biological process: signal transduction. NCBI's taxonomy places the organism in Eukaryota, Metazoa, Chordata, Actinopteri, Perciformes, Serranidae. The record is from RefSeq and is a predicted model, not a curated record.
AUGAUGGAGCCGGAGGAGAGUAGGAUAUCAGUGUGGGUCUGCCGUGAGGAGAAGCUCGUCUUCGGCUUGUCAAAGCGCACAACCUGCGCUGAUGUUGUCGAAGUGCUUCUGGGGGAACAGAAAUCACAGCACGGCCUCUCAACAGCGGCGUGCUCCCAGUCUUACUGCAUCGUGGAGAAAUGGAGAGGCUUUGAGAGGAUUUUACCAAACAAAACCAAGAUACUGAGGCUUUGGGUCGCCUGGGGAGAGGAGCAGAGCAAUGUGAAGUUUGUGUUGGUGAAGAGCGAGGCUUCUUUGGCGAACCAUGGAGCCCGGAGCGCAGAGGCGCGCGUGGUGCUCAGCAAACACAGCCCCUGUGUCACCAAGGGGACCGCGCGACCUCCCAUGGGUGGCAUCUCACCUGAGAAACAGCGUCGGAUCGUCCGGAAAGCUUUCAGAAAGUUGGAGAAGAUCAACAAAAAAAGGGCGCAGAGAGACGCGAGCUCUGCGGAAAAGAUGGAAACUUUGGUUCAUCUUGUGAUUUCUCAGGAUCAUACGAUCCGCCAGCAGAUCCAGAGGAUUACAGAGCUGGACGCAGACAUCGAAAGGUGCGAGGCAAAGGUGCAUUUCGACAGAAUUAAAAGACACGGGGUUAAUUAUGUACAGGACACGUAUUUAGUGGAUGCUGCUGCGGGUGGCAGCCGAGGGGGAGACACAGUAUGUUCAGCUGAGACUCUUGCCAAGUUUGAAGAGUAUGUCCGGCAGUGCGAGGACAUUGUGAGACUACAAGAUGAGCUGUGGGAGCAGGAAGCCCUUAUAGACAUUUUCGCGGCGCAGAUUCAAGAGGAGCUGAACCACCGAUGGAUGCGGCGGAGGAGAGAGGAGCUGCAGGGCAAAGACGCAGAGCCAAGCGAGGGCGCAGCAUCCCUCUCCGGCACAGCGACAGACACGGCGUCAGAAAACGAGCUGCUUUUGGAAGAAGAGAGGAUCAGAACACAGCUAGAUGCGAGUUUGUACAUCGGUCUGCGCCUCAACACGGAUUUAGAAGCUAUUAGGAGCGAUUUAGAGCUGACCCAGGAGAUUUGCGGGGCGAGGGAGAAGGAGAUGAGGGAUUUGCUGGAGAAAGUGAACACUUUGGAUAUAGAGGAAGGGACGGUCAGUGAGGAGAGAUGCAGCCACGGGACAGAUGAUAAGAUGGGGAUGAUGAGCAGUUUGGAGAGGAAGAGUGAGUGGGUGGAGCAGGCCAGGGGUCUGUCCAAAGCUCACAGCCUGAACGACGACGACUCAGACACUGGCUUAAGUUCUCUGCACAGUCAGGAGUCAGACGGCCACCCUGUGUGGGAGUCACUGGUUUAGGGAUUUUAUCUGGAAGUCACUUAUCUGACUGUUGAUCAUUUUUCAACCAGAAAAAGAACACAUUUAUACAAUCUCAGGGCUCAUAAUUACUCUGAAGUAAACUUAAGUUCA